Messenger RNA from Lates calcarifer (barramundi perch), 3316 nucleotides. It is a transcript of the gene ppig, whose product is annotated as peptidylprolyl isomerase G (cyclophilin G). NCBI's taxonomy places the organism in Eukaryota, Metazoa, Chordata, Actinopteri, Centropomidae. Bases 166 to 2307 code for a protein of 713 amino acids. The transcript is spliced from 13 exons. Gene Ontology annotation, cellular component: nucleus. Gene Ontology annotation, biological process: protein peptidyl-prolyl isomerization; protein folding. Gene Ontology annotation, molecular function: peptidyl-prolyl cis-trans isomerase activity. The record is from RefSeq and is a predicted model, not a curated record.
ACUGACGCACGAGCCUCGACAUACGUUGACGUCCCUGCCGCGCCAUCUUUAGAAACAGUGAACUCAACACUGAAUGAAACUUAAUUUUCGUCGUUUGUUGAGAACUGCCCGCUGUAUGGAGUGAUAUCCUUAUUUUUCCAGGUGUUCGAUCAGUUAGAGGUGAUCAUGGGAAUCAAGGCUCGGCGCCCCCGGUGCUUCCUUGACAUUGGAAUCAGUAAUGUGCUCGUCGGCAGAAUCGUGGUGGAGUUGUUUUCAGACAUCUGUCCCAAAACAUGUGAAAACUUCAGAUGUCUCUGCACAGGUGAGAAAGGCAUCGGAAAGGGAACUCAGAAACCCCUGCACUACAAAGGAUGUCUGUUCCAUCGAAUUGUAAAAGACUUCAUGAUUCAAGGAGGAGACUUCAGUGAAGGGAACGGAAGAGGAGGCGAGUCCAUCUAUGGAGGCUUUUUUGAAGAUGAAAGCUUUGCUGUUAAACACAACAAGGAGUACCUGCUGUCUAUGGCCAACAGGGGCAAAGAUACAAAUGGGUCACAGUUUUUCAUAACAACAAAACCCUCACCUCAUCUGGAUGGUGUCCAUGUGGUUUUUGGUCAUGUGAUCUCUGGCCAAGAGGUUGUUCAAACUAUGGAGAGCCAGAAAACGGAUCCUAACAGCAGACCAUAUGCCGAUGUUAAAGUUUUGAAUUGUGGAGAGCUCAUCCCUAAAUCUAAAGCGAAGAAGGAUGAAAAAAAGAGAGAGCGAGCCUCCUCCAGUUCCAGCAGUAGCUCCAGCGACUCUGAAAGCUCCUCAGAUUCCUCCUCUGAGUCUGAAGAAUCUGAGAAAGAAUCCAAGAAGCGGAAGAAGAAGGAAAAAAAGCUAAAAAAGAAACAGAGGAAGAAGGACAAGAAAAGGUCGGAGGCUGAAAGUGCUGAAGAGAAGGAACAAGAGGAGUUGGUUACAUCUACUGUACGUCCUGAAGAAAUUCCGCCCAUCCCAGAGAACCGAUUCCUCAUGAGGAGAAGUCCCCAGCAGGCAGUCCAGAAGUCAAAAGAGGAGCCUGAAAAGGAUCAGAGAAAUAAAGAGGAAAGGCCAAGAGAGAGUUCUGGCAUAACAUAUAAUUCUCAGUCAGCAUAUCACAGAAGACUGGUGAUGACACGAUCGGGCAGGAAGAUAAAAGGCAGAGGUCCAAGGAGAUACCGGACUCCAUCACGCUCUCGCUCAAGGUCCAGAGACCGAUUUCGGCGUAGUGAAACUCCUCCACACUGGCGUCAGGAGCUGCAGCGGCAGAGGAUGAGGGCAGUCACAGGAGAGCGCUGGAUUAAGGGUGACAGAGGAGACAUGAAUGAAGCCAAGGAUGAGGCUGCUAAAGUUCCAAGAAGAGAGAGACGGGCCUCCAGCACAAAGCAUGAAAAAACAGCUGAGGGUAAAAAAGACAAGAAAUCUCGGUCACAUAGAUCCAAAAGCAAAGAAGAGGACGCUGUAGAGAAGGAUGAGAAGCAUAGCAAACACAAGGCAAAGAAACGAGAUAAGUCUCAAAGUCGCAGUAAAAGCAGAGAAAAGAGUAGAAGGUCAAAAAGCAGAGAAAAGAGUCAUAAACACAAAAGUGAUGACAGGAGAGGUCGGUCUAGGAGCAAAGACCGAAACGCUAAUAAGAAAGAAAAGGAAUCAGAAUCUGAUCACAGUAAAGAUAAAAAUAAAGGCCAAGAGUCUGAGAAAAAGCAUAAAGAGGACGCAAAAGGAAGAAAUGGCGAGAGAACUAGGACAAAGUCUAAAAGCAAGGAAAGAACAACUUCAAAAGAUGGCCGCAGAUCAAGUAGCAGGAACAGGGAUAGAGGUGGAAAUGCAGCAUCGAAAGACAAAGAAGAAAAACGAGAGAAAGACAGAGAGAGGGGCAGGGAAUGUAGCAGGAGUCAGGACAGACGACGCAACAGUGACAGGGAGAAUAAGAGGCAAGGAACAUCCAGGGACAAGGAACAUCGAACAAGAAGUCCAGACAGAAAUAAGACUAGAGACUCGCACAGAAGCAGGCGCUCCAGAAGUAAGAGUAAUAAGAGAGACCACAGCAAAGAUCGAUCAUCUCAUAGAAAAGACAAAGACAGAGAAGCUGCCAACCAAAGGAGGAGACGUAGCAGCAGUUCUGAGAGCGAUAGAAAUGAGAAAAGGAAGAGUCAAAAGAGCCCAGAUUCCAAAAGAAGAGCAAAAAGUACCUCUAAAUCCAAAGACAGAAAAAGUCCAGCCAGAUCGAGACCAGAUAGCACAAAAGGCAAAGACAGAAACGACAGCAAGAGGAAUAAAUCCAGCUCUAGCUCUAGCUCUGACAGUGACUGAGCCUGUGAUGGUUUUUCCCUAUUUUAUACCCACAUCACACCGAAUAUGCAGCCACAGCUUCCUGUCCACAGUGAGACAUAGUUACAUUCCUCAUUCAGUGUGAUAACUGUGAUAACACCAAUGAGAAAUUACAGCACAGUAUAACGGUGAACGAGAGGGAGAGAGGUUAAUAGAGAAGAGCAGCAAAGAAAAGAACUCUAAACAUUUCAUUUAAUUUCUCAAACGUAAUUACAAACUCUCUAGCAUCAUGUGAACUUUGGCUGAACUGUGGACUGUGUUUUGGUACUGAAUGGGGACUGUGGAUUUGUUCCCCAUUAACUAUGUAACACUGUUGAUGGGUAGCUGAAGCUGUGAUUAGAGAAAAAGAUUUGUGACUGACAAAGAAAUUCACCCACUGCAUUAACAGUGAGUAUAAAAUAAAAGUACCAGGUUUUCUUUUAAUUGAGCAGAGUGACCAGAGGAAGUCAAUUUGAGGGCAGGGUUGUUUUUUUUCCUCCAAUUUCUGACUGUUUGUACAAAAAACAAAAACAACUUUAAGAUUUUACUGCAACAGAUCCUCUCCUUUUAAAAGUCUUUUCCCCUGAGGACAUUUUCUACUGAAAUUUGUUUUAAUAUUAUUUAACACAGUUGGUUUUGGUGACGAGGAGCGUAUCUAAGUUUGGCAAAACUCUGGUGUUUACUUGUCAAGUUAUUUUUCCUACAGCAAUCAAUCUGGAGGAGAUUCCUCAUAAUUUUUUGCAUGUAUGCUUAUCCCUGUCAAUGUUAGAUGAAAUAUGUACAUCCAUGACUUUUUUUUUUUUGGUACAUCCACAACCUUACUGUAAUCCUGUUUGUUAAUGAGGUUUUGAGAUACCUCUGGAUUUUUUUUUUUUUUUCUUGAAAGAAGUGUGAUGUCAUGCUGUAAGUACAACAUAAAUCAGUUUGUAUAAACUGCGUUUUGUGCAAGUUGGUUUUAAGAAGAUCUCAAUUCAAGUGUAGAAUGAAUUAAAAUGCUCAAUUUGGAUUUUAA